This is a messenger RNA of Psammomys obesus (fat sand rat), 939 nucleotides long. RefSeq names its product putative gustatory receptor clone PTE38. Gene Ontology annotation, biological process: G protein-coupled receptor signaling pathway. The transcript has a single exon. NCBI's taxonomy places the organism in Eukaryota, Metazoa, Chordata, Mammalia, Rodentia, Muridae. The record is from RefSeq and is a predicted model, not a curated record. Gene Ontology annotation, molecular function: olfactory receptor activity; G protein-coupled receptor activity. The coding region runs from base 1 to 939 and encodes 312 amino acids. Gene Ontology annotation, cellular component: membrane.
AUGGGGGCUGUCAACCAAACAGCUGUAUCAGAAUUCAUUCUUCUGGGGCUUAGUGAUGACCCAGCUCUGCAGCCUUUCAUCUUUAGCCUCUUCCUGUCCAUAUAUCUGAUUACCACCUUAGGAAACUUGCUCAUCAUACUGGCUGUUAACGCUGACUCCCAACUACAUACACCCAUGUAUUUUUUUCUCUCUAAUUUGUCCUUUAAUGACAUCUGUUUAAUCACGACCACAAUUCCAAAGAUGUUGGUGAAUAUCCAAGCUCAGGAUCAGACCAUCACAUACACAGGAUGCCUCUCUCAGGUCUACCUCAUCUUGAAUUUUGCUGGCAUAGAAAAUUGUCUCCUUGCAGUGAUGGCCUAUGACCGCUAUGUUGCUAUCUGUCACCCUCUGAAGUACACAGUUAUCAUGAAUCAAUAUUUCUCUAUGAUGUUGCUAUUCUUCUCCCUGUUCCUUAGCUCUUUGCAUGCUUUGUUUCACACUUUGAUGGUAUUGCUGCUCUCCUUCUGCACAGAAACUGAAAUACCUCACUUUUUCUGUGAGCUGGCUCAGAUCAUCAAACUUGCCUGUUCUGAAAAUUUUAUCAAUUAUCUGCUGGUAUAUACAGUGUCAGUUCUAUUUUUUGGUGUUCCUGUCUUUGGGAUCAUUUUGUCUUAUAUUCGCAUUGUAUCCUCAGUUUUAAGAAUGUCAUCAUUGGGAGGAAAGUAUAAAGCCUUUUCAACUUGUGGGUCUCACUUAUCAGUUGUGUCUCUGUUCUAUGGCACAGGUUUUGGGGUACACAUAAGCUCUGCAUUUACUGACUCUCCAAGAAAGACUGUAGUGGCUUCAGUGAUGUACACUGUGGUCACUCAGAUGCUGAACCCCUUUAUCUACAGCUUGAGAAACAAAGACAUGCAGAAAGCCUUCAGGAAAAUUGUUAAUAGGAUAGCAUCUCUUUUAUAA